Molecule: messenger RNA, 1301 nt
Organism: Momordica charantia (bitter melon)
Lineage: Eukaryota; Viridiplantae; Streptophyta; Magnoliopsida; Cucurbitales; Cucurbitaceae
Source: RefSeq, a predicted model, not a curated record
AAUUCCCCUUUCACCGCAUAAAUAUCUCCUCCCCCUUUUACCCCCAAUUCCCCAUUUCAUUCUCUCAUGGCUCAAUCCUCAGAUCAGAUUAAAGAAUUCAGAACCUGAGCUUCUUCAACAAUUUCAGCUUCAAUUUACCACUUCACUCUGAAAAACCCAACAAAUUCUGUAUCUCCGACCUUAUGAUGAAGGAUUUUCCUUCUUGUUUCGGCGAAAAUGGCGUCCAAAUUGCAGAUUCUUCUUCUUCUUCUUCUUCUUCUGCUUCCUCCUCCUCUUCUUCGAGCAUCACUAAAGCUGCUCAAAACCUAGUCACCUGCGUGUACCAGUGCAAAUUACGCGGCCGAUUGAGCUUCAUUGUUCUCACAUGGACCAAGCAUUUGAUGGGGCAAGCCCUCUGUCUUCAAAUCCAGAAUUCCGCCAAUCACUGCCUCUGUAAGCUCGACAUUAAGCCAUGGCUGUUCUCCAAGAAGAAAGGAUCUAAGAUCGUCGACAUCGAAUCGAGCAAAUUGGAGAUCCACUGGGACCUAACAAACGCCAAAUUCGGCUGCGGACCGGAGCCGGAGGAGGGAUUCUUCGUCGCGGUGGUGUUCGACCGCGAGCUCAUAUUCCUCGUCGGCGAUUCCGCGACGGAGCCUUACAAGAAGAUCGCCGCGGCGGCGGCGGUGUUCGUCGCGAAGAGAGAGCACGUCUUCGGGAAGAAAUCGUACUCCGCUAGGGCUCAAUUCAGCGAGAGAGGGCAAACGCAUAACCUCUCGAUCGAGUGCGACACCGGCGGGAUUAAGGAACCGAGCUUGGUGAUUCGAAUCGACAGCAAGACGGCAGUGCAGAUAAAGCGGCUGAAAUGGAAGUUCAGAGGGAAUCAGACGAUUGUGGUGGACGGAAUUCCGGUGCAGGUGAUGUGGGAUGUGCACAAUUGGCUGUUCGGGAACGCUGCCAUGAGCAGCGCCGUGUUCAUGUUCCAGACGCACAAGAACAGCCAAUCUGGUUUUGAUUCUUCUCCUUCUCCUUCUCCUCCUUCUUCAUCUUCUCCAUACUCUCAACAGAUUAAAGAUUCAAAGUUGCAGUUGCAGGGUUUGGAUUUCUCCCUAAUUCUAUAUGCUUGGAGGAAUGAAUGAAUACAGAAACAAAAACACUUUUAUCUAAAGUGAAUUUUUUAAAUCGGCGUUUGUUAUAUUUAUUAAUUAUUUUUUUUUCCAUACAUGACAUAUCAAAAUUUAUAGCGUUUUGUUCUUCUCAUUUGAUCUCAAAUUGCACUUUUUUGUUUCCUUUUAGAACUGGGAUUUCCUUUUUUUGACUCUCAA